Molecule: messenger RNA, 828 nt
Organism: Westerdykella ornata
Lineage: Eukaryota; Fungi; Ascomycota; Dothideomycetes; Pleosporales; Sporormiaceae
Exons: 1
Coding region: 96-731 (211 amino acids)
Source: RefSeq, a predicted model, not a curated record
GCAGCCAAUUGCAAACCAAAGCACCGCACAACUUGCGUCUCCAAAUAACACCAUAAUCCAGUCUCCCUCACCGACAAUCCCAACUCCCAGCCAAGAUGGAAGAAGAACAACCCCCCGACCUCGCCGCCACAAUGGGCUUCACCUCCUUCGGCAGCGCGAGCACCGCCAAGAAACGUCGACACUCGCAGACGAACAACAGCCCGCCAACCUCCAAUUCCACCGGCGCGAAUUCCCUGCGCCUAGGCGUAAGACCAAAACUCACCGAGGAAAGAAAAGAAAGAGGAGAACAAGAAGAAGAAACCAACGUGAUCCAAACCACCGAAACCGAUCACCCCAAAGGAAACGGAAAAGCAAUCGCAAAAGCGAAAAACAUCCCAGCGACAUCCCUAGCAGAAUUCCUCUCCCGCGGCCAGGCAUUACCAGAUAAACCGGCUACUCCAUCGCAUUCCUUCCCAUCUACGACAUCAUCCGCCAUUCAAUCCCAGCAACCCCAUCAUCCUAACCCUCACCAAUCCACCACAACCCCCUCGUCAACAGAAACAAUCUCCUUCGGCGGUCACGCACUCACCAGAGCCGACCUCGACGCCUUGCGCCAAGGCGUCCGUGAUGAAAAGGGGGACGUGGCGUUUUUCCUGCCGAGUUUCGUCGAGGAGAAUCCGUGGGCGGGGUUGAAUGGUAAGGCCCAGGUUCAGGGUCAGACCCAGGUUGCUGCUGGGUGGGGAAGGGGUUGAGGUGGGGAGUGAGAGGAACCGGCAGGUUUCUUUUUUCCUUUGUGACAGAGGGAGAAUGAGGAGAGGAGCCGCAACUCUAUGAUUAUUUGACUUCGAC